This is a messenger RNA of Megalops cyprinoides (Indo-Pacific tarpon), 3350 nucleotides long. RefSeq names its product nuclear distribution protein nudE-like 1-B. Gene Ontology annotation, cellular component: kinesin complex; centrosome; kinetochore. Gene Ontology annotation, biological process: chromosome segregation; regulation of neuron projection development; centrosome localization. The transcript is spliced from 9 exons. The record is from RefSeq and is a predicted model, not a curated record. Gene Ontology annotation, molecular function: microtubule binding. Bases 124 to 1191 code for a protein of 355 amino acids. Lineage: Eukaryota; Metazoa; Chordata; Actinopteri; Elopiformes; Megalopidae.
CGGAGUCGGGGCUGCCGUUUUUCAUUCCCAAGCAGCGGGCGGACAGCGGACGACGGGAAUGCGUUAAAACACCGGGAUAUACGCUCAAGAGACGCUGGCUGGAAAUGACCAGGCUGGUUUACCAUGGACACAGAGAUGAUACCAAAAUUCUCCUCAAAAGAUGAGGAGAUUGACUACUGGAAAGCCCUUUCCCUCAAGUACAAGAAAAGUUACCAGGAGGCCCAUGAGGAGCUGCUAGAGUUCCAGGAAGGCAGCCGGGAGCUGGAGGCCGAGCUGGAGGCCCAGCUGGGUCAGGCGGAGAACCGGAUCCGGGACCUCCAAGCGGACAACCAAAGACUGAAGAGCGAGGUGGAGACCCUGAAGGAGAAGCUGGAGCAGCAGUACGCGCAGAGCUACAAGCAGAUCUCCCUGCUGGAGGACGACCUGGGCCAGACCCGCGGCAUCAAGGAGCAGCUGCACAAAUACGUGCGGGAGCUGGAGCAGGCCAACGACGACCUGGAGAGGGCCAAGAGGGCGACAAUCGUGUCGCUGGAGGACUUUGAGCAGAGACUGAACCAGGCCAUAGAGAGGAACGCCUUUCUGGAGAGCGAGCUGGACGAGAAGGAGUCCCUCCUGGUCUCCGUGCAGAGACUGAAGGAUGAAGCCAGAGACCUGCGGCAAGAGCUGGCGGUGCGGGAGAGGAACACAGACGUCACCAGGAUGUCCGCGCCCAGCUCGCCCACGCUGGACAACGACAAGAUGGACUCCGCCGUGCAGGCCUCCCUGUCCCUCCCUGCCACGCCCAUUGCCAAGAACAUGGACAAUGCCUUCGCAAACCCCAAAGUGCUCACUAAUGGGUGUAGCAACUCUCCACUGACUCCCUCUGCAAGAAUAUCAGCACUCAAUAUCGUGGGCGAUCUGCUACGGAAAGUAGGGGCAUUAGAGUCCAAGCUAGCAGCCUGCCGCAACUUCGCCAAGGACCAGGCGGCGAGGAAGACCUACACCACGGGCAACGGCAACCUGAUCAACAGCAACGCGGCCAAGUUCUCCCACUCGCUGCAUACCACGUACUUCGACAAAGCCAGGCGAGAGAGGGUCAUUUUCCCUGCGUUUAUUCUGGGUAAAGCUCCGAAUCCCACCGCGUGGGGCACAUGCAUGCUCUUUAUAACCCCUCCUUCAUUUAGACCAGGGUCCAAUAACCAUUUAGAGUAGAUGAUGUCAUCUGUACUAACCGCUCUGGGUGGUGGCGUUUUUGUUUUAUUGUUGUUUCCCCCCCAACCCCCGCCUCCCUCCCGCUUCUUAACCUUGCGCCGGUGUGCCUUUGUCAUUUAGCGGGUGUGGCUGUCGCCUUGUGGUCAUGUGACCCAGUCCGGGGCCAGUCGGCGGGCACGGAAUCUCGUUUUGGUGGCAGGUCUCCGUGGAGCGGCAGAUUAAGCCAGAGCAGCGCUCUUUCAAUUAGCGCAUUCCGAGUCCCCCUCGAUUCGGGGCGUAAGCUAAUGCGAUGAUGAUCAUAAUUCUGAUUUUGUUAAGAAAGCGCAGGAAUUCUUCGACUCGGUCCAGGGGAAAUCCCACGCAGGCUGGUUUUCGUUCCAAUUCAGUUUAACACUUUCUCAAUUUGAUUGAGCUGGUAACCGCGUGUCGGAUCACCUGUCAUUUGACGUUUACCUCACCCGAAGUCACCAUUAAGACAAUCGAACACACACAGACACACACACAUAAUCUGAUGCCUGCUUGCAUGCAUGUACCAAAUAAAGAAGCAAAUGCCACUUCGUUUAAGGUUUUUGAAUUUCAGUUAAUUUUGGGUUUUAAUUUAGUUUGCUUCGUUUUCAGACGCAGUCUAACUCAUUUUGCACGCGCUUAAUGAGAGUCUCAUUCGGGGGUGAAUCAUAUGCGAGUCACUCAGAGUGCACAGACAGUGACCCGGUCACUUAAGCCAAACCCUCGCAUGAGGGUGAGCUGUAGAACACGGGAUUAAUAAGGCAGAUAUCCAUACACACGUGUGCAGUUUCUCUUAAUUAUAAAUUAGUUUGGAACAGAGCCAGCAUACAGAUAUCCCCAGGACCAAGCCAGAGAACCUGUAAUGCAGUUUCACAGGGGUACAGGCUGUGCCUUUUGGGACAAGUGGGCGAGGUGCGGUCUGAGGGUUUUGUGGGCAACUGGUUUCCCUUGGUGAAUCGGUUGGAUAUGGGAUGUUUGUUAUCUCUCUUCAAGGAGGUACGAGGAUGCUGUACACAGAGAUGUGAUGGUGAUGAUUGGAGGGUCAGAGAGAUUUAUGUCAGAGAGAGGGUGCUGGUACAUGCUGUUACUGGUUUCAACACGUGGUCAUCUGUGACACUGUAUUCUCAGCUGCAAUAUUAAAUCUGUUUUCAGUUUUAAAUGUGCAGUAUAACAAGGCUCUUGAAUGAAGAAUCAAACCGUUCAGGCUGAAGAAGCCGUAAUAUCACAUACAUAAGGAACUUUUGGGGUUACGAUUUGUUUUUCUUUGCAGGUAGCAAUAGACAAAAGUUGGGAGAGAAUGUGUGUUUAAGACAGUUCGAUAUUGCCAUUUUGGUCACCGUGGUAACAGCUACAGUUGUUCUCAAAGCUUCACAGGAAGGCGUGAAGGUUUGGAGGCGUGACAGUGAAGCGCAGGCGACUGGCUUGUGUCUCUGCUCUGUGAGAGGCAGCAUUGAUAGACGCCACUCAGACGAGCUCACAGAAAAGGAGAGAGGGAGGGAUCUGGAGGCUGCCUGGGCAGCACCAGAGGGAGAUGUGGAGUAUAAAUAAAUCACUAAGGGCAGUAUUUGGAUUUGUCCCCUUCAGCGUAAUCAAAAAAAAAAAAAAAAACAUGACCUUGGACUGGCCCCCAGUCAGGAGCGCCCUGUUCCCACAUGACUUUCUGGAGCGCACGAAAGUGCUCCCGAACGUCAGGUUUUAACGGCGCUCGGUAAAGAUGGCCGAUCUUUACACAACACAACCUGAAACGACAAAGAUUGUGUCACACAGCACAGGCCACAUGCAUGGCUUUCGCAGAUUUCUGCGCACGGAUGUGUAUAUAUGUGUGUGUGUGCACCCUUCCCAAAACAAACAAAAAAAAAAAAAUCUCCUCUUGCAGGCACAGCGGGAUACUUACUGUCUGAAAUAUUCUGCAGCCACGCCACAGAGCUGUCCUUUUUUUUUUUUUUUUUAAUUCCAGUCGCCUUCCUUUUCAAAAAGCAAACAUUCACUGAAACUAAUUUACAGUUGAAGCAGUUCUUGCAAACACAAACGGUGAUCUCCAGGUCAUAGUGUAGCACAUCGUUGAUGUAUUGUGAUUUAAAAGUCUGUAGAGGUUGUAUCUGAAAGGGGAUGAAAGGAGAUGAGCAUAAUUAACUGCACAGAUAGGUCCCCCC